Messenger RNA from Balaenoptera musculus (blue whale), 3735 nucleotides. RefSeq names its product GRIP1 associated protein 1 (gene GRIPAP1). The transcript has 23 exons. The record is from RefSeq and is a predicted model, not a curated record. NCBI's taxonomy places the organism in Eukaryota, Metazoa, Chordata, Mammalia, Artiodactyla, Balaenopteridae. Gene Ontology annotation, cellular component: extrinsic component of postsynaptic early endosome membrane; glutamatergic synapse; postsynaptic recycling endosome. Gene Ontology annotation, biological process: regulation of modification of synaptic structure; neurotransmitter receptor transport, endosome to postsynaptic membrane; regulation of neurotransmitter receptor transport, endosome to postsynaptic membrane. The coding region runs from base 662 to 3280 and encodes 872 amino acids.
UCUGGGAGACUGUCUUAGAGGGGAUAUUUCUGUAUGCCUGGAUCUCCUGGUACUGGCCUUUCUUUCUCUGUGUGUGUGCUUGCAUCUGUGACUACCUCCCUGCCAUGUGUUUUUGUGUCUAUCUUUGUUCUCCUGUUUUGUCUCUCACUCUGCACCUCUCUCUGUAUGUCUUUCCUUCUCCCUUUCUUUCUCUGUGUCCUCCUCUCUGAGUCUCUGUCUCUGUCUUUCUGUUCCUCUCGGAUUCUUGUUUCUCUCCCCAACCUUCUCUUUUUCUUUCCCCCACCUGUUCCUAUCUCUGCCAUCGUUUCUCUCUUUUCUUCUUUCCCUUUCUUUCUCUCUCUUGACUCCUUGUUUCUCUCUUCCCUGUUUCUCUCUCCCCGUUCCUCUCUCUCCUGUUCCUUUUUCUCUUCCUGAUUCAUUUCUUUCCCUGACCUCCUCUCUCUGUUCUUCGUCUGUUGAUCUCUCUGUUCCUAUCUCUCUGUCGUCCUACCUUUUCUUUUUUUCUUUCUCCCCCAUCCCAUCCCUCUCUCCUUCCCUAUCUAACCCCCUUUCCCCAUCUUUCUCUGCUUCCUUUCUUCUCUAUUUCUAUAUACCCCUCUCUUUCCUCCCACUGUCUCCCCUCAUCCCUUUCUCCUUCCGCAUCUUCCCUUCUCUCUACCCCAUGUCUCUCUCUCCCUCCUUAUCUCCUCUUUUAUCCCUCCUAUGUCUGUCUUACCCCCUGUAUCUCCUGAUUUCACCCAUCUCAUUCUCUGUACCCUAUGUUCUCCCCCCAAUGUCAUUUUCUCCCUCUCUCUGUUUCUUUGCCCUACUGCCCCAUCCUUUCUACCCCUGUUGGAGACCUGGCCCACAUCUGCCACUGCAGGAAGUCGAGGGGCUGCUGAGUGAAAAUGAGAUGCUGCAGGCAAAGCUGCACAGCCAGGAGGAGGACUUCCGUUUGCAGAACAGCACGCUUAUGGCCGAGUUCAGCAAGACGCAGACCCCUCCACAGAAGAAGGCUGGCAGUGGGACUAUCCAUGAUGCUGACAUCUUGGACCAGCAACUUCCAGAGGAGCCUGAGCUCUGUAGCCAGAUGGAACAGCUGGAGCGGGAGAACCAGCAACUGAAGGAUGGGGCUGCCAGGGCAGGGGCUGCCCAAGCCGGGAGCCUUGUGGAUGGGGAGCUGCUGAGGCUGCAGGCAGAGAACACAGCCUUGCAGAAGAACGUGGCAGCCCUGCAGGAGCGCUACGGGAAAGAGGCUGGGAGGUCCCCAGCUGCCAGUGAGGAUCAAGGGGAUCCCCUGGGGGGCCCAGCUUCCCCUGUCCUGGCCCCCAUGCCAUUGGCAGAAGUGGAGCUGAAAUGGGAGAUGGAGAAGGAGGAAAAGAGACUGCUCUGGAAGCAACUGCAAGGCUUGGAGCAGACCUUGAAGCAGGCUGAAACAUCCAGGCUGCAGGAAGAACUUGCUAAGCUUGCCGAGAAACUGAAAAAGAAACAAGAAAGUUUUUGCCGUCUGCAGACAGAAAAGGAGACGCUAUUCAAUGACAGCCGGAACAAGAUUGAGGAGUUACAACAGCGAAAGGAAGCUGAUCUCAAAGCCCAGUUGGCUCGAACUCAGAAGCUGCAGCAGGAACUCGAGGCUGCCAAUCAGAGCUUGGCAGAGCUGAGAGAUCAGCGGCAGGGGGAGCUCCUGGAGCAUGCAGCAGCUCUGCGAGCCCUACAAGAUCAGGUGUCCAUCCAGAGUGCAGAUGCGCAGGAACAAGUGGAAGGACUUUUGGCUGAGAACAAUGCCUUGAGGACUAGCCUGGCUGCCCUGGAGCAGAUCCAAACAGCAAAGACCCAAGAACUGAAUAUGCUCCGGGAACAGACUGCUGGGCUGACAGCUGAGUUGCAGCAGCGGCAGACUGACUAUGAGGACCUCAUGGGACAGAAAGAUGACCUCAACUCCCAGCUCCAGGAGUCAUUGCGAGCCAAUAGUCGGCUGCUGGAACAACUUCAGGAACUCGGGCAGGAGAAGGAGCAAUUGACCCAGGAACUACAGGAGGCUCGUAAGAGUGCUGAGAAGCGGAAGGCCAUGCUGGAUGAGCUAGCCAUGGAGACGCUGCAGGAGAAGUCCCAGCACAAGGAGGAGCUGGGAGCAGUCCGACUACGGCACGAGAAGGAGGUGCUGGGGGUGCGCGCCCGCUAUGAGCGUGAGCUCCGUGAGCUACAUGAAGACAAGAAGCGGCAGGAGGAGGAGCUGCGUGGGCAGAUCCGCGAGGAGAAGGCCCGAACGCGGGAGCUGGAGACUCUCCAGCAGACGGUGGAAGAACUUCAAGCUCAGGUACACUCCAUGGAUGGGGCCAAGGGCUGGUUUGAACGGCGCUUGAAGGAGGCUGAGGAAUCUCUGCAGCAGCAGCAGCAGGAACAAGAGGAAGCCCUCAAGCAGUGUCGGGAGCAGCACGCGGGCGAGCUGAAGAGCAAGGAAGAGGAGCUGCAGGGUGUGCGGGAUCAGCUCCAACAGGCCCAGGAGGAGCGGGACUGCCACCUGAAGACCAUCAGCAGCCUGAAGCAGGAGGUGAAGGACACGGUGGAUGGGCAGCGAAUCCUGGAGAAGAAGGGCAGUGCUGCGCUCAAGGACCUCAAACGGCAGCUGCACCUGGAGCGGAAACGGGCGGAUAAACUUCAGGAGCGGUUGCAGGACAUCCUCACCAAUAGCAAGAGCCGCUCAGGGCUCGAGGAGCUGGUUCUAUCAGAGAUGAAUUCACCAAGCCGGACCCAGACUGGGGACAGCAGUAGCAUCUCCUCCUUCAGCUACCGCGAGAUCUUGCGGGAGAAGGAGAGCUCGACCGUUCCAGCCAGGUCCUUAUCCAGCAGCCCUCAGGCCCAGCCCCCGCGGCCAGCAGAGCUGUCAGAUGAGGAAGUGGCUGAGCUCUUUCAGCGCCUGGCAGAGACGCAGCAGGAGAAAUGGAUGCUGGAGGAGAAGGUGAAGCACCUGGAGGUGAGCAGCGCGUCCAUGGCAGAGGAUCUCUGCCGGAAGAGCGCCAUCAUCGAGACCUAUGUCAUGGACAGCCGGAUUGAUGUGUCUGUGGCAGCAGGCCACACAGACCGUAGCGGGCUGGGCAGCGUCCUGAGAGACCUAGUGAAGCCAGGCGACGAGAACCUUCGGGAGAUGAACAAGAAGUUACAGAACAUGCUGGAGGAACAGCUCACCAAGAAUAUGCACUUGCACAAGGACAUGGAAGUUCUGUCCCAGGAGAUUGUGCGGCUCAGCAAGGAGUGCGUGGGGUCCCCCGACCCAGACCUAGAACCGGGAGAAGCCAGCUAAAGACCUGCAGGCUGCACCCACUCCCUCCCUUCCCCACCCCCCAUCCCCUUGGGCUGUGGUGGGAAAAUGGGGGCCAGCGCCAAAAUCAGAUAGGUUGGGAGACUGGACAUUAAAGGGGUUGGAGGCCUGAUGGUUGGUGUUAGUGACCCUGUCUUAGGGCCGAGGCCCCUGGGGAGUGGGGAAUCCUGAGGGGAGGGGCAGGGAUUCUCCUCCUUCUUGGCCCUGGCUCCCAGGGGCCUUUGCCUUCAUCUCUGCAUGAGCUCUCCCUCCCAGAGACCAACUCUUUUUUAAUUUUAUUUUAUUUUUUAAUUUAUGUCUGGAAGCCUGGCUACUCUGCAUUUGGGAUUGGGGAUGCUGGGUGGGGCACGGUCCAUGUUCAGCAUUCUAGCAACAUGUGUGUGUGUGUGUAAAAGCUGUGCAGCCAAAAUACCAUCUGGCCAGACUGGCCCACCCAC